AUGCCGAAAUGGAUUGACGAAAGAUUUUGCAGUCUGAGAAUUCUCAUUUUGCGGUCAAACAAUUUCAGUGGUGAAAUUACUCCAUCCAUGUGCCAGUUAACUUCUCUACAAAUCUUGGAUCUCUCCCAUAACAGACUUUCAGGGAGAAUACCUACCUGCCUUAACAAUCUUACCUUAUUGACCACAAAAAUUUUGCAAGAAAUACAUUAUGUUGCAGUUAGACCAGCUUUUCAAGAAAGCGCAUCAAUUGCCGCAAAGGGAAGUGAACUCACCUAUGGCUCCACUCUCUCUUUGGUUACACGUGUCGACCUUUCAAACAACAUCCUUUCUGGUGCCAUCCCAAGUGAGGUAACAAGUCUGGUAGAACUCAGCACACUGAACCUGUCGAGAAAUAAUUUAACAGGAUCCAUCCCAGGCAACAUUGGAAACAUGAAGCAACUCGAAACUCUUGAUUUCUCAAUGAACUCGUUAUCCGGCAACAUUCCAGGUAGCAUCACAAGCAUGUCUUUCUUGAAUAGCUUGAAUUUGUCAUAUAAUCACUUGACUGGAAGGAUCCCAGAAAGCACCCAGAUUCGGGGCUUGAACGAGUCGAGCUUCAUUGGCAACCAUCUUUGUGGCCCUCCACUAGAAAUAUCUUGCAAAAACGACCGUAAUUCCCCUGGCCCAACGCACAUGGAGAAUCGAGGGCAAGAAGGCAACAAGGCCGAGUUUGAUUGGUUUUACGUAUUUCUAUCUUUAGGAUAUGCGGUUGGGCUUUUGGUUGUCCUCACUACAUUAUUUUUAAAGAAAAAAAUGGAGGGAAACAUAUUACGGGUUCUUUCGGAGAUUGUGGGACAGCAUUUAUGUGUAUUGUGUUAUCAAACGGAGAAGGCUCAUGCGAGUUUUGGGUCGGAAUUAGUGAUGGCUCUGCCAAGACAUUUUUCUUCCAUCUUUUUUCUACACUUUUCUCUAUUUUUCUUCUUCCUUUCUUUUUUUCUCCCGAAAGAACACAUCCCUACCUCCAAUCCCUACAAUGUCACCAUAUUCGGCGCCUCCGGCUUCAUUGAAAAGUACUUCAUCCAUGAAGCCCUCAAAUCCCCUGGUGCCCCUAACUCACCCCUCAAAUCCCUAGCCCUCCGGGCCGCAGCCCAUCGCGGCUAUUUGAUGCUCUCAAGUAGGAUUCUGGCCCGAACGCACCUCCGAAGAUCCCCCUCCUCACUGCCGACAUCUCUGAUUCCAAAGAUGACGUGUCCCUUGGUCUUCCAGUCCACUGAUGAGCCAACCCGCGUCGAAGUCCUCUAG
Messenger RNA from Striga hermonthica, 1281 nucleotides. NCBI's taxonomy places the organism in Eukaryota, Viridiplantae, Streptophyta, Magnoliopsida, Lamiales, Orobanchaceae. The record is from the annotation of a GenBank genome assembly.